Messenger RNA from Anthonomus grandis grandis, 2923 nucleotides. RefSeq names its product DNA topoisomerase 3-beta-1. Gene Ontology annotation, biological process: DNA topological change. Gene Ontology annotation, cellular component: nucleus. Lineage: Eukaryota; Metazoa; Arthropoda; Insecta; Coleoptera; Curculionidae. The transcript is spliced from 13 exons. Bases 173 to 2746 code for a protein of 857 amino acids. Gene Ontology annotation, molecular function: DNA binding; DNA topoisomerase type I (single strand cut, ATP-independent) activity. The record is from RefSeq and is a predicted model, not a curated record.
UUCGUGACACCACCAUUAAAACACCAACCACUCCCAAUUUUAUUUCCUAAUUCUGUUAGGAACAAAAAUUCAGCUUGUUUAUAAAUUUAACUCUAACCGGGCCUGUAUAAACUAAUAAAUUUUAAACUAUAAAAACAACAAUACAGUCUCAACAUCAAUUUUAACAUAAACAAUGAAAACUGUGCUUAUGGUGGCAGAGAAACCGUCAUUGGCGGCUUCCCUGGCCAAUAUUUUGAGCAAUGGCAAGAAUUCUUCUAGAAAAGGCUUUAACGGAGCCUGCUCUAUCCAUGAAUGGAACGGAACAUUCUUGGGCUCAUCUGCAAGGCUCAAAAUGACCUCUGUCUGCGGACAUGUCCUAGGAGUGGACUUUCUUAGCAAAUAUAACAACUGGGACAGAGUUGACCCUGUAGAAUUAUUCUCAUGUCCCAUAGAAAAGAAAGAGGCGAUGCCCAAGUUGAAAAUGCCCACAUUUCUUGCUGCCGAGGCUAAAGGGUGUGAUUACUUGGUCCUGUGGCUUGAUUGUGAUAAAGAAGGAGAAAAUAUAUGCUUUGAAGUAAUGUCUUCGGUGGCCAAUAGCAUGAAUGGAAACGUGUAUUCUGACAACGUAACCUACAGAGCCAAAUUCUCUGCAAUCACUGACAAGGAUAUUAAGGCCGCCUUUAACAAUCUAGCGCAUCCGAACGAAAACGAAGCAAAAAGCGUGGACGCGCGCCAAGAGCUCGACUUGCGAAUCGGUUGUGCGUUCACCCGUUACCAGACCAAAUACUUCCAAGGCAAAUACGGCGAUUUGGACGCCUCCCUAAUAUCUUACGGACCAUGCCAGACGCCUACCUUGGGAUUCUGCGUCCAGAGACACGACGAAAUCCAGUCGUUUAAACCGGAAACUUAUUGGGUAGUUCAGGCCUCGGCGGUCACGAAAGAGGGCGUCGACGUACCGUUGGAGUGGGAACGCGGCAGAUGUUUCGAUAAGGACGUGGCCAACAUGUUUUUGGGGAUAGUUAAGCAGCAAAACGAGGGAAAGGUGGAGAGUGUACAAUCAAAAGAAAAAGUGAAGCCCAGACCGCCGGCCUUAAACACCGUAGAACUGAUGAGGGUGGCCAGUUCGGGUUUAGGCAUGGGGCCACAUCAUGCCAUGCAAAUCGCUGAAAGAUUGUAUACCCAAGGGUACAUAAGUUACCCUCGUACUGAAACCACUAAAUAUCCCGAGAACUUUGAUUUAUUGGGCACAUUAAAGCAACAAGAAAACAGCGCAGAUUGGGGCAAGGAAGUUAAAGAGAUUUUAGGUCAAGGAAUUAACAGGCCGAAAAGUGGACAUGAUGCAGGUGACCAUCCCCCCAUAACUCCCAUGAAGGCGGCCUCUAGGACCGAACUGGACGGUGACGCCUGGAAGUUAUACGAUUAUAUCACUAGGCAUUUUAUAGGCACCCUCGCUAAAGAUUGCAAAUACUUAAGCACCAGUAUUAAAAUUAUUAUUAAUAAUGAAGUAUUUUAUAUUACCGGGAAAACGUUGAUCGAUCCGGGAUAUACUAGUCUGAUGACAUGGCAAGCUUUGGGUAAAAACGAAAUAGUACCGAAAUUCGUAGAAAACGAAACCGUGCCGAUUCAAAACGCCCGUUUAACAGAACAUCAAACGUCCCCCCCGGACUAUUUAACCGAAGCGGAACUGAUCACUUUAAUGGAAAAACACGGAAUCGGCACCGACGCGUCCAUUCCCGUCCAUAUAAACAACAUCUCCCAAAGGAAUUACGUGACCGUGACGCCUGGAAGGAAACUCAAGCCGACAACUUUGGGGAUAGUCCUGGUUCACGGAUACCAAAAAAUCGAUGCACAGCUGGUGCUGCCGACGAUGCGUUCGGCCGUGGAAGAACAACUGAACCUUAUAGCAGCGGGAAAGGCGAAUUUUAACGCGGUCUUGAAACAUACCAUUGACAUUUUCAAGCUGAAAUUUCAGUAUUUCGUGAAGAAUAUCGACGCGAUGGAUCAGCUUUUUGAAGUGUCGUUUUCGCCCCUUAGUGCGUCGGGAAAGGCGCAUUCUAGGUGCGGUAAAUGUCGAAGAUACAUGAAAUAUAUCCAAGCGAAACCUGCCAGGUUACACUGUCCGCAGUGCGACGAAACUUAUAACUUGCCACAAAACGGCACCAUUAAACUGUUUAGGGAGUUGAAGUGUCCCUUGGACGAGUUCGAGCUGCUUUGCUGGACCACCGGUAACAAGGGGAAAAGUUUCGUUUUUUGCCCAUACUGUUACAAUAAUCCGCCAUUUAACGAUAUGCGUAAAGCGAACGGUUGUAACUCUUGCACUCACCCUACGUGUCAGUACGGACUGAAUACCAAUGGGGUCAUAAAUUGUGCCGAAUGUGAAUAUGGGGUUUUGGUACUGGACCCCUCCUCGGGACCUAAAUGGAAAUUGGGAUGCAACAGGUGCGACACGAUCAUAAACCUGUUCGAUGACGCCCACAAAAUCACGAUUCUCGAAGAAAAUUGCGACUGCGGCGCCCAAUUGGUCACCGUCGAAUACAAACCGGAAAAAUCGAAAUUGCCCAAUCAGGCGACCGAAAUGAGCGGCUGCGCGUUUUGCAGUAACGAUUUCGCCAAAUUGGUCGAUCGGCCCAAGGUGGCCGUGGUCAGUAGACCGCCCAGACCGUUUAGGGGCGGUAAAACUGGCGGAGGAAGGGGCGGCAGGGGCGGCUCGAGAGGCAGAGGCAAGCCCAAAGAUAAAAUGGCCCAGUUGGCGGCCUAUUUCGUAUGACCCUCAGCUAAAUGAAUAAUUUAUUUCUAUUAGAUUGGGAAUAUUAUGUCGGCAAUAAGAUGCUUUAAAACGUUAAUUUAUUGUAACCUUUUUUUACUCUCUAAUUAGACACUUAUUUGUUAGAAUAACAAUUUUUUGCCUAAAAAAUAAAUAUCUAAUAUACAGGGUGAUUUUUAA